AUCAUGUCCAGGGAUUCCACCGAUUCCUCCUCCUUGACACUGCUCUCCAAUCUCUACACGGAGAUUCAGGGAUCCAGAAGGAACACCACGAAUCGAUGAAGACGAGAUGUGGUCUUUGGCCUCGAUUGAUGGGUUGGAUGCAUCCGCUUGUGCCGAGAAGAUCCGUGCUUGCGGAAACACGAAGGAUUUGCGAGCUGGAAAACGUCUCCACGAGCAAUUCCUGGCGAGCGAGCACACCGGAGACAGGUUCCUGUCGAAUCUUUUCCUGGAAAUGUUUGGAAAGUGUGGCAGUGUGGAUGACGCUCGCCGGGUGUUUGACGGCAUCUCACGCCCCAACGCCUACUCGUGGAACCUGGUCAUCUCAGCAUAUGCCAAGAAUGGGCAUCUUGACGACGCCAAGACCAUGUUUGAGAAGAUGCCCCGUCCCAAUUCCGUCACCUGGAACUGUCUUAUCACGUCGUAUGCAUCGAAUGGGAAUCUGGAGGAUGCUCGAACGCUGUUCGAUGCCAUGCCGGAUCCGACCGUUGUUUCGUGGACCGCUAUCGUGGCUGCAUAUGCCCAAAAAGGGCAUCUCCGUGAGGCUCGGAAGCUCUUCGACAAGAUGCCAGACAGAAACGAGUUCUCCUGGACAGUUAUGAUCACGGCUUACUCUCAAAACCAGGACGUGCGCGAGGCAAAAGCUUUGUUUGAUAAGAUGACUCGGAAAAAUGUAGUUGCGUGGAAUGCCAUGCUCGCCGCGUAUGCCAGCAAUGGCAUUCUGGAGGAAGCCAAGGCGCUCUUUGACAAUAUGCCAGGGAAGGAUGAAGCUUCGUAUAAUGCGUUAGUCACAGCGUAUGCAAAACGAGGAAGUGUUGUCGAGGCAAAGAAUCUCUUUGACCAGAUUCCGAAUCCAAACGUCGUUUCUUGGACUGCCCUGGUAACCGCAUAUGCCCAGAACGGCCAUCUUGCAAGAGCCACGUCAUUGUUUGCUAAAAUGCCAGAGAGGAACACGGUGACUUGCAACGCCAUGCUGGCUGCCUACGCGUCACAUGGGGACAUGGACGCUGCGCGGGAGCUGUACGACCGUAUGGAUGAGAGGGACGCGGUGACGUGGAGCACCAUGAUAAGUGGAUAUGCCAGGGCUUGGGACGUACGAGAGGCCCGCAAAAUCUUUGAUGGAUUGGGGAAGCGCCAGCGCGACGUUACAGCGUGGAAUGCCAUGAUCACUGGCUACGGGCUAAACGGUGACGUGGACGAGGCCAGGCAGCUAUUCGACGAGAUGACGCGGCGGGACGGGGUGACGUGGAAUGCGAUGGUGACCGUGUAUGCCCAGAACGGGCACCUACUGGCCGCAAAAGUCCUUUUUGACAGCAUGCCGUACAAGUCGCUUUUGUCGUGGACCAAUCUGCUUGUGGCGUACGCGGAGAGCGGUCACAUUGAUGAGGCCAGGAGGAUAUUCGAUGGAAUGCCACGCUGGGAUGUGGUGGCCAGGAAUGCGAUGCUGUCGGCAUAUGCCCAGGCGGGGUACGUGGCGGACGCGCGGCGAAUGUUUGACGACAUGCCAAUCAGGAGCGCGGUGACGUGGAACGCAAUGAUUGCGGCGUACGGACAGAACGGGGUGGGCGGCGAGGCCAUUCGUCUCUUCCAGGAGAUGGACGUGGAGGGCAUCCCAGCCGACGAUAUCACCUUUGUGAGCGUGAUCGACGUCUGCGGGAGCGUGGCCGAUUUGCGAGUGGGCGAGCUCGUCCAUGAGGAGGUGGUGGCGAGGGGACUCGAAACCGAGAUGGCUCUGGGCAACGCGCUGGUGACCAUGUACGGCAGGUGUGGAGUGUUGGACACCGCACGGCUGCUAUUUGACGAAAUGGCGGGCAAGGACACGUGGACGUGGAACUCCAUGAUCACGGCAUAUGCCCAGGCUGGUCGCGAGGUCCAAUCGCUGGAGCUGUGGCGAGCCAUGCAGCUCCAGGGCGUCGACGUGGACGAGGUUACAUUCGUUGGGAUCUUGUCCGCGUGUAGUCACGGCGGCAUCUUGGAGCACUGCGGCAUUUGCUACUUUGGCACAAUGCUUGGAGACUAUGGGAUUACGCCAAUUGUGGACCAUUACAUUUGCAUGGUAGACGUGUUAGGGCGAGUAGGCAAGCUGGAUGACGCAGAGAAAACCAUAGAAUUGGUGCCGAAAUAUACGCCAGACACAAAACUGGUGGCUUGGACGACAUUGUUGAAUGGUUGUAGGAUGCACCACGAUUUCAACCGUGGAAUGCGAGUGAUCAAAGAGAUGAUCCAGCUUGACGUAAAUAACGCUUCCCCAUAUGUGAUGCUAUCAAACAUGUAUCUUACUCCAGAUUUUUGUGCCGCCCAAACAUCCACAUCGUGAUUGCCAUGUAUUCGACCAUUGGAUGUGAUAAAAAUCUUUGGAACCGAUCGUGAGCACAUGCCACGUGCCAUUUUUCACCACACCACGUGUCGCGUUUCCAGCGAUGGGGCGGCUUUGUCCACCCAAUGCCACCUCCUACAGGUGUAGUGCCCUGGUUUUUACAGAGUUUUUUAAUCGCCAUAAAAUAUCCUUU
Selaginella moellendorffii is the source of this 2546-nucleotide messenger RNA. Its product is annotated as pentatricopeptide repeat-containing protein At4g02750. Bases 107 to 2353 code for a protein of 748 amino acids. Lineage: Eukaryota; Viridiplantae; Streptophyta; Lycopodiopsida; Selaginellales; Selaginellaceae. The record is from RefSeq and is a predicted model, not a curated record. The transcript has a single exon. Gene Ontology annotation, molecular function: protein binding.